This is a messenger RNA of Homarus americanus (American lobster), 1775 nucleotides long. RefSeq names its product ADP-ribosylation factor 1. The record is from RefSeq and is a predicted model, not a curated record. The coding region runs from base 167 to 715 and encodes 182 amino acids. Gene Ontology annotation, biological process: vesicle-mediated transport; intracellular protein transport. The transcript is spliced from 5 exons. NCBI's taxonomy places the organism in Eukaryota, Metazoa, Arthropoda, Malacostraca, Decapoda, Nephropidae. Gene Ontology annotation, molecular function: GTPase activity; GTP binding. Gene Ontology annotation, cellular component: cytoplasm; plasma membrane.
AGUUCAGUUGUGUAGGUGGCAGGGUGGUGGCAGGCGGUGGCCACCUAGCGGCGGCGGCGACAAGCUGGGGUCACGUGACAUGACGUCAGCAUCCGCGACGUGGCAGCAGGUAGUGGCAGUUGUGUCCGCCAUUUUCACGAUAUCUUAGUGUGGUUAAAUUGGCAAAAUGGGAAACGUAAUUGCCAAUCUCUUCAAAGGCCUUUUUGGCAAAAAAGAAAUGCGAAUCCUGAUGGUUGGGUUGGAUGCUGCAGGUAAAACAACCAUCUUGUAUAAGCUCAAGCUUGGAGAAAUUGUCACCACUAUCCCUACUAUUGGUUUCAAUGUUGAGACAGUAGAAUAUAAAAACAUCAGCUUCACAGUAUGGGAUGUGGGUGGUCAGGACAAAAUCCGACCAUUGUGGCGUCAUUACUUCCAAAACACACAGGGACUCAUCUUCGUAGUUGAUUCUAAUGACCGAGAACGUAUUGGUGAAGCGAGAGAGGAACUAAUGCGAAUGUUAGCUGAAGAUGAACUCAGAGAUGCUGUGCUACUCAUAUUUGCUAACAAACAGGACCUUCCAAAUGCAAUGAAUGCAGCAGAAAUCACAGAUAAAUUGGGUCUGCACUCACUGCGGAACCGUAACUGGUACAUACAAGCCACUUGUGCUACAAGUGGGGAUGGUCUCUAUGAAGGUUUAGAUUGGCUCAGUAACCAGCUGAAGAAUGCCAACCGCUAAUCACACCACCAGCAGCUCACACACAUUAAAAGUUGAACUAGUGGGCAGUGAUUAUAUCAUUUAGAUUGCUGGCUUGGAUCAUCAGAAGGCUCUUGUUGCCUAUUCUGCACAGAAAAGUUAGUGAUGACAAAUGACUAUCAUCAUUAAGGAAGAAACUGGUUCAGGAAAGGAGAAAGUUAUUCAGUGUGUAACAAACACUGUGAAUCUGUAACCUAAAGUUGCUGUGGGUGACCUGCAGAAUAGUUCAGGUACUGGGUGGAAGGUGCCUGGGCCUGAAAAAUGUGCAGUGAACAAGUGAUGGGCUGGACAGUGCAGCAAUGAUGUUACCUCACCUGUGAUGUCAGCAAUGUGUGAAUGACUUUAAAGUGGUGAACGGAGGAGAACGAGCCUUGCUGUCUGUCCAGUCUACAGUAUCGACUUUAAAGCCCGAUGUCAGGUCAUACCGGAGCCCAGCGUUCUCUUGUCUUACUGUAGUACGAGAACUUAAUUAUUAGGACUUGGGCCCCAGUAUGGUACUUGGCGGAGUGUAAUGCCUUUAUACUGGUGUAAAAGUCUGGUAUGUGCUCUUUAAAGAAAGCAACAAAAAUUACAUUUUUUCUUCUCAUUUUCUUCUUUUUUCAAUAUCGGAUUUUAUAAUAGUAUAUCUUGUUUCAGUUUAAGGUAGGGACUUUUUAUUUAUUGGAAUGUGUUUGCAGCUCACAUCUGUGUUGUUAGAAUUGGUGCACUUUGCUUGGUCUCAAAAAAAAAAAAAAAAUCAAAGGUCCUUUAACAGAUGGGACAGACCACACCUGAAAGUUGACUUUUGUUGUAACAUUCCCGUUGGCAUAGACUCGAUGUGGAGCUACUGUAUCAGUUAAUCAACUUUGAUGUCAUACAUAUUUUGUCAUUGUUUCAAACCCUGAAUUUCGUAUAAAUAUAUUACCAAAAUACCAAUGUCCUUUCCUUGGAAUUGUUAAACUUGAGCAGGCAAAUUCCCUCACAAGGAAACUAGAAAAAAAAGGUGGUUUUCUGACUUCAUAUGCUCUUUGACUAAAUGUAAUAAAACUUAAUUUGUGCUUAA